GGUUGUUUUAGGGAACGGGUUGUGUUGAUGAACCACUUCUCACAGCGCCAUAGCCUCAAACAGUCACAGUCUGGAACAUGAUGACUCCUCCCCUACUCUUCCUCGCCUUCCUCCUCCUCUCCUGUCUGCCAGGUAAGAACUGAACUCAGGUUUGGUUUCUCCUGAGACACAGAUUAACUCCUGCUCCUCCUCCUGGAUUAACAACAUGCCCCCAUGGAGAAUCUCUAAUGACAGUGUUAUGUAGUCCUGGAGAAAGCUUAAUUUUUUUUACGCUGUAAAAGUCACAUUUGCUCCUCAGGAUAUAAUGUAUAUAGUAUAUAGUGAAGUAAAGGGUAGCUAGUUAUUGAACAAACUAAUUUAAAUGGCUGAGAAACUCAUGUUUUGUAUUGUUGAAUAUGGAAAUCCAUCCAAAAACAUUCCUUUUAUUUCUACUUGUGUAAUAACACAUUGUUAGAGCAUUUUGAUGGUAUGAUCAGUAAAGUGCUGAAGAGAAAACCAUAUGGUUUAGAUUUUCUGUGUUUUCUUGCACAAUCUUGUAUUUUUCUCGCUUUCAAACAUUUCACUGGGACAAGAAAUUGUGUCCAAGUUCAUGGCGUUCUCCGACAGCCAGUGGAAGCAGAAAGCAACAUUCUCCUGUCUCCUUCCUAAAUCCCAGACUGUUACGCCUUAAAUCCCAGACGGUGUUAUGCCCUAUAUCCCAGACGUUAUUACGCCCUCAAGCAAGUGUGACCUUCUUGGUUUGAACCUGGCUCGUCUGCACACCACAAGACUGUGCUAACCCGUAGAGCUAAACUCUAGGAAAUCAUCUCAGGGAGCUAACGGAAUUUUCAAGUCUCAGGCAAGGGAGGAGGAGAGUAGGGAGGCGGAGAAGAGCGGAGCUGCCAACUCUCACGCAUUGACCGUGAGACACGCAUUUGACCCUCUUCUCACGCUCUCACGGCACACCUCUUAUAUCUCACGCAUUGAAAAGUAAUGUUUUUAUUUUUCUAAUUAGACCAUUGUAUAGUCAGCGCGUGAACCUUUCAACUGUGCUCCAGAUCGUUUUGAAAUCGGAGUAUCUGCGCCUCCAAUUUAACAUCACAAGCAGAAGCUCUAUCGUUGUCCUGUUUUGCCACGGCACUGUGAACCACGGCAUAUUGAAGCGAGUGGAUUGGAUGCAUUAUAUUAUUAUAUUAUUAAUAUUAUGUAUUAAAGAAACAACAUUAGAGUGGAGCUGAAUGGAGAGAGAGAACGCUCUCUGCCGAGUGUAUAAAACUGUUCAAAGAGCUGCACGGUAGCGCUGUUUUAUGUACGAUGUCAACAAAAUUAAAGUUGCUGUUACUCCCGUCCUUAUUGCAGAAUGUAGCCUUUUGGCAGCAUAUACUAAAGUCGAUUUAAUCCAUCCUUGUAUUCGUCCCCUCGUUUGGUUAUUGGCAUUUAGGCAUGUGACAACGAGAAGGCAGCAGACAGACCUACAGGAUGUUUUAGCAGGGACGUUUGGUUAGGGUGGCCUGCUUUGUAACUAUGAAAAUCAUUUUGACAAAUAGAAAGUGAAAGUUUGAUUCUAGAGAGUGGACAAUACAUAGAACAGUUAUUUGGUUAAGGUGUAGGGGCAGAUGUAUGUCAUCUUGUCUUCGAGAGAUUGUACUACCUAUUUACUUUAUUUAGACUGAUCAGUGGAACAAUUCUCAUUCUUAACAAUGGGCUAAAAUAUUGGGUAAUUAGUGUGCUUGUCAGCAAGAACACUACUGUUAUUCACCAACACUUAUUGUAUUAUUCCACUUCUUCCCAAUGUUGCCAGUGUAAUCACAUAUUUGAAAUCUGAUAUGCCUACUCUUGUCUUUGAAAAUGUACUAUAUUAUACAACUCAUAAACGCAUCAUAUUUUGUCUAUGUAGAGGAGAUACUCAUUAACUGUGAGUCGCUCUGGAUAAGAGCGUCUGCUAAAUGACGUAAAUGUAAAUGUAAAAUGAUGACAAAGAUAUUAAACUAGUAGGAAUAAACCACCUGAAUGUUGAUAUUCAUCAGAUCUUUGAGAAAUUAAUUGUUAUAACAAGAACAUUUUUAAACACCCAACACUUGGGAAACAUAGAUUAGGGGUGGCCAACCCUCCUGGAGAGCAUGCAGGAUUUUUUGUUCCAGACCUAUUUUAAAGAGAUAGUUCACCCAAAUUACAAAAUACAAAAUGUUUGUGUCCUUACCUUGAAAGCAGUCUAUGGACAAGGAGACCGCAAUCUAUGAUUUGGUUUCCCACUGCCAUCAACCAUUAAUAUAGACAAUUCCUGGGCAGAGUCUUGGUGUAGUGGUAACACUCCCCAGCAUGUGUCACAUACAACUUUCCACCUGAGAACAGGGAUCAGUCCCUGCUUCCAACCUUCCCACUGUUUCUAGCGUUUGCCUGUCUCCCUAUCUCAUUACUGUCUGAAUAAAGUCUCAAACCACCUAAAAAAUAUGUUUACAAAAAUAUUAGCAUACUUAAAAUGUCAUCCCCCCAAAAUAUUAAAGUAACAAAGUUGUCGAAUUUUAAAUGUUCAUUUAAUGAACCCUGAUUACACCUGACCUGUGGUUGAAACGUUUUAAUUUUCCACCCUGGUCAUAAGCCACCAUGUCAAUAUACAGUUGAAGUCGGACGUUUACAUACACCUUAGCCAAAUACAACUCAGUUUUUCACAAUUCCUGACAUUUAAUCCUUGUAAAAAUUCCCUGACUUAGGUCAGUUAGGAUCACCACUUUAUUUUAAGAAUGUGAAAUGUCAGAAUAAUAGUAGAGAGUGAUUUCUUUCAGCUUUUAUUUCUUUCAUCACAUUCCCAGUGGGUCAGAAGUUUACAUACACUCAAUUAGUAUUUGGUAGCAUUGGCUUUAAAUUGUUUAACUUGUGUCAAACGUUUCGGGUAGCCUUCCACAAGCUUCCCACAAUAAGAUGGGUGAAUUUUGGCCCAUUCCUCCUGACAGAGCUGGUGUAACUGAGUCAGGUUUGUAGGCCUCCUUGCUCGCACACGCUUUUUCAGUUCUGCCCACAAAUUUCCUAUAGGAUUGAGGUUAAGGCUUUGUGAUGGCCACUCCAAUACCUUGACUUUGUUGUCCUUAAGCCAUUUUGCCACAACUUUGGAAGUAUGCUUAGGGUCAUUGUCCAUUUGGAAGACCCAUUUGUGACCAAGCCUUAACUUCCUGACUGAUGUCUUGAGAUUUAAGAGCGUUGUGCCAGUAACCGAAAGGUCGCUGGUUCUAAUCCCCGAGCCGACUAGGUGAAAGAUCUGUCGAUGUGCCCUUGAGCAAGGCACUUAACCCUAAUUGCUCAUGUAAGUCGCUCUGGAUAAGAGCGUCUGCUAAAUGACAAAAAAAUAAAUAAAAAAAUAAAUUGAGAUGUUGCUUCAAUAUAUCCACAUAAUUUUCCUUCCUCAUGAUGCCAUCUAUUUUGUGAAGUGCACCAGUCCCUCCUGCAGCAAAGCACCCCCACAGCAUGAUGCUGCCACCCCCGUGCUUCACGGUUGGGAUGGUGUUCUUCAGCUUGCAAGCGCCCCCCUUUUCCUCCAAACAUAACGAUGGUCAUUAUGGCCAAACAGUUCUAUUUUUGUUUCAUCAGACCAGAGGACAUUUCUCCAAAAAGUACGAUCUUUGUCCCCAUGUGCAGUUGCAAACCGUAGUCUGGCUUUUUUAUGGCGGUUUUGGAGCAGUGGCUUCUUCCUUGCUGAGCGGCCUUUCAAGUUAUGUCGAUAUAGGACUUGUUUUACAGUGGAUAUAGUUACUUUAGUACCCAUUUCCUCCAGCAUCUUCACAAGGUCCUUGUUGUUCUGGCAUUGAUUUGCACUUCUCGCACCAAAGUACGUUCAUCUCUAGGAGACAGAACGCGUCUCCUUCCUGAGCGGUAUGACGGCUGCGUGGUCCCAUGGUGUUUAUACUUGCGUACUAUUGUUUGUACAGAUCAACGUGUUACCUUCAGGCAUUUGGAAAUUGCUCCCAAGGAUGAACCAAAUUUGUGGAGGUCUACAAAAAAAAAUCUGAGGUCUUGGCUGAUUUCUUUUUGUUUUCCCAUGAUGUCAAGCAAAGAGGCACUGAGUUUGAAGGUAGGCCUUGAAAUACAUCCACAGGUACACCUCCAAUUGACUCAAAUGAUGUCAAUUAGCCUAUCAGAAGUUUCUAAAGCCAUGACAUCAUUUUCUGGAAUUUUCCAAGCUGUUUAAAGGCACAGUCAACUUAGUGUAUGUAAACUUCUGACCCACUGGAAUUGUGAUACAGUGAAUUAUAAGUGAAAUAAUCUGUCUGUAAACAAUUGUUGGAAAAAUUACUUGUGUCAUUGUCAGAAAGGCGACAGUGAAAUGCGGUAGGCGAAGUCACACGCAGGACACGGAGCUACUGGAACUCGUACUUUAAUAAAAGUCGCCAGUGAAAAGAAACUGUCUCCAAACAACGGAGAAAACUAACAACCGGUACACUGUCGAUGACACAAAACAAUAACACACAACACACAAUGCACGACAGAGGGUUAAAUAGGGAAUACAAUACAACACAAUGGGGAACAGGUGUACACAAUCAGACACAACAAGUCAAACACCGAAACAUCGAUCGGUGGCAGCUAGUACUCCGGGGACGACGAACGCCGAAGCCUGCCCGAGCAGAGAGGAGGAGCAGCCUCGGCUGAAUCUGUGACAGUCAUGAACAAAGUAGAUGUCCUAACCGACUUGCCAAAACUAUAGUUUGUUAACAAGAAAUGUGUGGAGUGGUUGAAAAACUAGUUUUAAUGAAUCCGACCUAAGUGUAUGUAAACUUCUGACUUCAACUGUAUACCAAGAGUGUGCAAAGCUGUCAUCAAGGCAAAUGGUGGCUAUUUGAAGAAUCUCAAAUAUAAAAUAUAUUUUGAUUUGUUUAACACUUUCUUGGUUACUACAUGAUUCCAUAUGUGUUAUUUCAUAGUUUUGAUAUCUUCACUAUUAUUCUACAAUGUAAAAAAUAGUAAAAAUAAAGAAAAACCCUUGAAUGAGUAGGUGUGUCCAAACUUUUGACUGGUAGUGUACGUAGAAUUGCAGGAAAUUAGCUUUAACAUUUUCCCGUCUUAGUGUUGUGCCAGGGGGCAAAUCUCACUCCAAACUUUCUUAAAAAGUUGGCAGCCCUGGAAGAGGGAGUAGGGAGGGGAGAAGGGGAGGGAGUAGAGAGGGGGAACUGAGGGAUGUGAAAGUGACAGUAACUCUUUUCAAGGAAAACGAAACCAGAAGUGUGCCGUGGAAGGGGUGCUAUUCAGGGUCACUUUAAAAACAUUCUGUGCUUUUUUAUAGAUAGGAGUUCAGGGCUGCCGGUUACAUAUUAACAGUACCAGAGAGGAACCAUUACUUUUAAUAACAUACACAUUGACAGGCAUCGGUUAGGGCUUAAUGACCUCUCUGCCUGUAGUGUCUUUAUGUAGGGUGACAUGGCAGUUGUAGAGGGGUUAGGGGUCAGGGGUUGACGUUAAAGUGAAUGACCUCUGCCCCCUCCUUGCCUGUAGGUUCUUUCUGUAGGGUGACCACCGUUGGUGAUCUAGCGGUCCUGGAGGUGUUAGGGGUCAUGGGUUAAUGACCUCCUUAUCUUCCUGCCUGUAGGUUCUCUAUGUAGGUUGACCACCAUGGGUGAUCUAGUGGUUCUGGAGGGGUCAGGGGUUAAUAUUAGGGUGAAUGACCUCUCUGCUCGCUGCCUGCAGGCUCUCUCUGUAGGGUGACCACUGUGGGUGACCUGUCGAUCCUGGAAGGUCGGUCGGUGAUGAUCCCGUGCCACUACGAGCCACAGUACACCAGUUAUGUGAAGUACUGGUGCCGAGGCAGGGUAAAGGACCUCUGUACCAGUCUGGCUCGCAGCGAUGCCCCACGGGGGCCAGCUGCACCUGGAGAAGACAAGGUGGCCAUUUUUGAUGACCCGGUACAGCAGGUGGGAGGAUCCGAUGGUUACUAUUAGGAUAGAUACUUUAUUGUACAUUUAGUAGAAUUAGAUUUUCAGUAUGUUGUUAUCUGCUGCUGACACUGGAAGUCUCCAGUCAUAAUCAAAGUGAUAAUAGAAGUGUAUUUUUCAUGUUUUUACAUGAAUGAAGAUGAUGGUGAUGAUGACUACGACAAUGAUGAUGAUGCUGUGUUAUAUUUUAUACCCAGGUGUUCACAGUAACAAUGACAGACCUGCAGGAGGAGGAGACUGGAUGGUACUGGUGUGGUGUGGAGGUGGGAGGAGUCUGGAGUGCUGAUGUCACAGCCUCCCUUCACAUCAACGUUAUCCAUGGUGAGUGGACACAAGUCCUCUCUUCUCCCUGAAGUGUGUACUCAUUUGUGCACUUGUUCACACACCGAGUCACCGUCCCACUCCCCAUUGUAACGCCUUCUCCCUUAAGUGUGCACUCAUUGGCUGUGUUCUGAUUCUCUAAACUUCUCCAGAAGUCUGCUCUUAUUCACGCCCCCUUUAUGCAUUUAAAAGCAUCAGAUUGGUGCAAGCAUGGCUGGAGGGAGUUUUCACCAUAUUCCAUCAUCACAGUAGUCCAUUCCUUAUUAAUCUAUGAGGGGGAGUGAACGAAUGCACACUUCGCCAGAAGGGUAGAGAAUUGGAAUGUAGCCAUUCACUCUGGUUGUUGCUAUAGUAUGCUGCGGUAGUUAGUUGGUAUGUCAACACUACAUGUUCAUACGUGGUGCUGCACAGGUAUGUCUGUGGUGAACAGCGUGCUGAGCGGAGAGGAAGGGACCAGCGUCACUGCCCAGUGUCUCUACAGCCAGGGAUACAGGUACGACUGGAGAUCACCUCUAUAGCAGGGCCGGAGAGCUACUGUCCUGUAGGUUUCACUCCAACCCUCGUCUAGUGCACUUGAUUCAAAUAUUUAUACGCUGAAUCAGGUUAGUUACAACUGGGGUUGGAGUGAAAACUGACAGGAAGGUAGCUCUCCAGGAACAGGGUUGGAGAGCCCUGCUCUGUAGAGUACAUAACCAUAUCAAAUCAAAGUUUAUUCGUCGUGCACACAGUUUAGCAGAUGUGAUAGCGGGUGCAAUGAAAUGCUUAUGUUACUAGCUCCUAACAAUGCCGUAAAAUGUCAAACAAGUACACAAAUAAUACAAUAAAACGUUUAAAUCUUGAAAUGUCAGAAUGAAUCCAAUUAACCCAAAUGCAAUCUAUACGUCUCUACACCGGAUGAAUUUACACAAGAUAUACUAAGAAUGAUAUGUACAGCAGUAGAUAUACUAAGAAUGAUAUGUACAGCUGUAGAUAUACUUAGAGAUAUACCCGAGUGGCGCAGUGGUCUAAGGCACUGCAUCGCUGUGCCACUAGAGAUCCUGGUUCGAAUCCAGGAUAUGUCGCAGCCGGCCGCGACCGGGAGACUCAUGGGUGGCGCACAAUUGGCCCAGGGUAGGGGAGGGAAUGGCCGGCAGGGAUGUAGCUCAGUUGAUAGAGCAUGGCGUUUGCAAACGCCAGGGUUGUGGGUUUGAUUCCCAAGGGGGGGCCAGUAUGAAAAAAAUAUGUAUUCACUAACUGUAAGUCGCUCUGGAUAAGAGCGUCUGCUAAAUUACUAAAAUGUAAAUGGUCCGAAUCCAGGCUCUGUCGUGACCGGGAGACCCAUGGGGCGGCGCACAAUUCGUCCAGGGUAGGGGAGGGAAUGGCCGGCAGGGAUGUAGCUCAGUUGGUAGAGCAUGGUGUUUGCAAGCAAAAAAUUGGAAGUUUUGGAAUGGCCUAGUCAAAGUCCAGACCUAAUCCCAAUUGAGAUGUUGUGGAAGGACUUGCAGUUCAUGCUUGAAAACCCACACGUCACUGAGUUAAAGCAGUUCUGCAUGGAAGAGUGGGCCAAAAUUCCUCCACAGCGACGUGAGAGACUGAUCAACAACUACAGGAAGCAUUUGGUUGGAGUCAUUGCAACUAAAGGUGGCACAACCAGUUAUUGAGUGUAAGGGUACAAUUACUUUUUCACACAGGGGAAUUGCCAGGGGGGGCCAGUAUGAAAAAUAAAAAUAAAAUCAUGUAUGCACUCAGUCGCUUUGGAUAAGAGCGUCUGCUAAAUGACUAAACAUUUUAAUUUCUUAAUUUUUAAUUUACAUUUUUAAUAUACUAAGAAUGAUAUAUACAGCAGUAGAUAUACUAAGAAUGAUAUGUACAGCAGUAUAUAUACUAAGAAUGAUAUGUACAGCAGUAGAUAUACUAAGAAUUAUAUGUACAGCAGUAGAUAUACUAAGAAUGAUAUGUACAGCAGUAGAUAUACAAAUAAGGAUAUGUACAGCAGUAGAUAUGCAAAGAAUGAUAUGUACAGCAGUAGAUAUACUAAGAAUGAUAUGUACAGCAGUAGAUAUACUAAGAAUGAUAUGUACAGCAGUAGAUAUAAUAAGAAUGAUAUGUACAGCAGUAGAUAUACUAAGAAUGAUAUGUUCCGGCAGUAGAUAUACUAAGAAUGAUAUAUACAGCAGUAGAUAUACUAAGAAUGAUAUGUACAGCAGUAUAUAUACUAAUGAUGAUAUGUACAGCAGUAUAUAUACUAAGAAUGAUAUGUACAGCAGUAGAUAUACAAAUAAUGAUAUGUACAGCAGUAGAUAUACUAAGAAUGAUAUGUACAGCAGUAGAUAUACUAAGGAUGAUAUGUACAGCAGUAGAUAUACUAAGAAUGAUAUGUACAGCAGUAUAUAUACUAAGAAUGAUAUGUACAGCAGUAUAUAUACUAAGAAUGAUAUGUACAGUAGUAGAUAUACUAAGAAUGAUAUGUACAGCAGUAGCUAUACUAAGAAUGAUAUGUACAGCAGUAGAUAUACUAUGAAUGAUAUGUACAGCAGUAGAUAUACUAAGAAUGACAUGUACAGCAGUAUAUAUACUAAGAAUGAUAUGUACAGCAGUAUAUAUACUAAGAAUGAUAUGUACAGCAGUAGAUAUACUAAGAAUGAUAUGUACAGCAGUAGAUAUACUAAGGAUGAUAUGUACAGUAGUAUAUAUACUAAGAAUGAUAUGUACAGCAGUAGAUAUACCAAGGAUUAUAUGUACAGCAGUAUAUAUACUAAGAAUGAUAUAUACAGCAGUAGAUAUACUAAGAAUGAUAUGUACAGCAGUAGAUAUACUAAGAAUGAUAUGUACAGCAGUAUAUAUACUAAUAAUUAUAUGUACAUCAGUAUAUAUACUAAUGAUGAUAUGUACAGCAGUAUAUAUACUAAGAAUGAUAUGUACAGCAGUAUAUAUACUAAGAAUGAUAUGUACAGCAGUAUAUAUACUAAGAAUAAUAUGUACAGCUGUAUAUAUACUAAGAAUGAUAUGUACAGCAGUAGAUAUACUAUGAAUGAUAUGUACAGCAGUAUAUAUACUAAGAAUGAUAUGUACAGCAGUAUAUAUACUAUGAAUGAUAUGUACAGCAGUAGAUAUACUAAGAAUUAUAUGUACAAUAGUGGAUAUACUAUGAAUGAUAUGUACAGCAGUAGAUAUACUAAGAAUGAUAUGUACAAUAGUGGAUAUACUAAGAAUGAUUUGUACAGCAGUAGAUAUAUUAGUGAGCCAUGUCAAGAAUCCAUAAGAUACAGUGCAUUGGGAAAGUAUUCAGACCUCUUGACUUUUUCCACAUUUUGUUAAGUUACAGCCGUAUUCUAAAAUGGAUAAAAAAUAUAUAUAUAUAUCCUCACCAAUCUAUAACAAUACCCCCAUAAUAACAAAACGAAAACAGGUUUUUGGAAAUGUUUGCAAAUUUAUUAAAAACAAAAAACAGAAAUACCUUAUUUACAUAAGUAUUCAGACCCUUUGCUAUGAGACUCGAAAUUGAGCUCAGGUGCAUCCUGUUUCCAUUGAUCAUCCUUGAGAUGUUUCUACAACUUGAUUGGAGUCCCCCUGUGGUAAAUUCAAUUGAUUGAACAUUAUUUGGAAAGGCACACACCUGGUAUAUAAGGUCCCACAGUUGACAGUGCAUGUCAGAGCAAAAACCAAGCCAUGAGGUCGAAGGAAUUGUUCGUAGAGCUCCAAGACAGGAUUGUGUCGAGGCACAGAUUUGGGGAAGGGUACCAAAAAAUGUCUGCACCAUUGAAGGUCCCCAAGAACACAGUGGCCUCCAUCAUUCUUAAAUGGAAGAAGUUUGGAACCAGCAAGACUCUUCCUAGAGCUGGCCGCCCGGCCAAACUGAGCAAUCGGGGGAGAAGGGCCUUGGUCAGUGAGGUGACCAAGAACCCGAUGGUCACUCUGACAGAGCUCCAGAGUUCCUCUGUGGAGAUGGGAGAACCUUCCAGAAGGACAACCAUCUCUGCAGCACUCCACCAAUCAGGCAUUUAUGGUAGAGUGGCCAGACGGAAGCCACUUCUCAGUAAAUGGCACAUGACAGCCCGCUUGGAGUUUGUCAAAAGGCAUCUAAAGACUCUCAGACCAUGAGAAACAAUAUUAUCUGGUCUGAUGAAACCAAGAUUGAACUCUUUGGCCUGAAUGCCAAGUGUCACGUCUGGAGGAAUCCUAGCACCAUCCCUACGGUGAAGCAUGGGGGUGGCAGCAUCAUGCUGUGGGGAUGUUUUUCAGGGGCAGGGACUGGGAGACUAGUCAGGAUCGAGGGAAAGAUGAACGGAGCAAAGAUCCUGCUCCAAACCUGCUCAUUAUGAGGUAUUAUGUGUAGCUUGAUGAGGGGGAAAAAAUAAUGUCCUGCAUUUUAGAAUAAGGCUGUAACGUAACAAAAUGUGGAAAAAGUCAAGGGGUCUGAAUACUUUCCGAAUGCACUGUAAAUAAAUUUGUGGUGUGUAUAAACAGUGCAACUAAAAUACAAUGUACAAGAGUAGAAAUAAUAGAAUCAGCUAUGUCGAGAAUACAGUAUUUAAAUACACAGUACAAAACCCCAUGGCAAAAUGGAUAGAAUUGCAGGAAUUUAGAGUCCGGAAUAUAAAUAUAUAUGUAUGUGAAUGGUGUGUAACCUGUCUGUAUAGAAUACCCUAGUAUUAGAUCUGAACUCCUGCUCCCAUGUGACUUGUGGCAGAGAGAGUAAACCUACAGUAGGCCUGUGAUUUUGUGCAGUUGCCAGUAGGAUUGUGGGUCUGUGUCUGUCUGUGUGUUGUCAGGCAGAGUGAGAAGCGCUGGUGUCGUAGUGGUGACUGGAGCUCCUGUCUGGUGACGGACGGUGAGGGGCGGUAUGAAGACCAGGCAGUAGAGAUCAGAGAUGACCUGACCAAGGCUUUCACUGUCACCCUGAAGGGACUGGCCCAGAGAGAUACAGGUAUGGAGAAUAUAACUCUAUGCUAAAUAACACACAAUGGUGCAGCGAUGUGAAUUUUGAUGAAGAAGACGAUGGUGAUUAUCUUUAAUUAUAUAUUAUAUUGUAAGUGUGUAUCUGCAGGCCGGUACUGGUGGAGGUUAUUAUUAUUGCUGUUAAUAAUAUUACGUUAAUAUUCUAAUGUUGUAUCUGCAGGCUGGUACUGGGGGUGGUUAUUAUUAUGAUGAUGAUUAUUAUCGUCAUGGUAAUAUUCUCAUGUGUCUGCAGGCUGGUACUGGGGGUGGUUAUUAUUAUGAUGAUGAUUAUUAUCGUCAUGGUAAUAUUCUCAUGUGUCUGCAGGCUGGUACUGGGGGUGGUUAUUAUUAUGAUGAUGAUUAUUAUCGUCAUGGUAAUAUUCUCAUGUAUCUGCAGGCUGGUACUGGGGGUGGUUAUUAUUAUGAUGAUGAUUAUUAUCGUCAUGGUAAUAUUCCCAUGUGUCUGCAGGCUGGUACUGGGGGUGGUUAUUAUUAUGAUGAUGAUUAUUAUCGUCAUGGUAAUAUUCCCAUGUGUCUGCAGGCUGGUACUGGGGGUGGUUAUUAUUAUGAUGAUGAUUAUUAUCGUCAUGGUAAUAUUCUCAUGUGUCUGCAGGCUGGUACUGGGGGUGGUUAUUAUUAUAAUGAUGAUUAUUAUCGUCAUGGUAAUAUUCCCAUGUGUCUGCAGGCUGGUACUGGUGUGCUGCAGGACAACAACAGGUGGCUGUUCACGUCCUCGUCACUCCUCCAGCCACAACAGGUACAGGAUGGUUAGAUAUGAUUGGCUGAAUCUAGGGGUUAGAACAGAAACGUGGCACCCAGAAGCAGGAUUAUGAAACGUGUUGUGUGUGUGUGUCCUGCACUGCCUGCUCCUAUAGUGAAGCCCCCACCAGAAGAAACCCCCCAGUCUGUUCCUGUGUCUCCGUCUGUCCCUCCUUUUCGCCGCCACAUCGCUGAGGGAGCAGACCACCACAGGUAACACUGCAGGCCAGGGAGGGAUAGGUAACCAUGGGUAGAAGUUACCACAGCUAUGGGUAACCCUGUGUGUGCGCGUUGCAGGCCAGGGAGGGAUAGGUAACCAUGGGUAGAAGUUACCACAGCUAUGGGUAACCCUGUGUGUGCGCGUUGCAGGCCAGGGAGGGAUAGGUAACCAUGGGUAGAAGUUACCACAGCUAUGGGUAACCCUGUGUGUGCGCGUUGCAGGCCAGGGAGGGAUAGGUAACCAUGGGUAGGAGUUACCACAGCUAUAGGUAACCCUGAGUUACCACAGCUAUAGGUAACCCUGAGUUACCACAGCUAUAGGUAACCCUGAGUUACCACAGCUAUAGGUAACCCUGAGUUACCACAGCUAUGGGUAACCCUGAGUUACCACAGCUAUAGGUAACCCUGAGUUACCACAGCUAUAGGUAACCCUGAGUUACCACAGCUAUAGGUAACCCUGAGUUACCACAGCUAUAGGUAACCCUGAGUUACCACAGCUAUAGGUAACCCUGAGUUACCACAGCUAUAGGUAACCCUGAGUUACCACAGCUAUAGGUAACCCUGAGUUACCACAGCUAUAGGUAACCCUGAGUUACCACAGCUAUAGGUAACCCUGAGUUACCACAGCUAUAGGUAACCCUGAGUUACCACAGCUAUGGGUAACCCUGUGUGUGCGCGUUGCAGGCCACUGUGGGAGUUUCCUCUGAUGGCGUGUGGCGUUCUGUUCAUCUUGAUGGUUCUGGUGCUGCUGCCAUGGAAGAUACUGGACCAAUACAGUAAGUACUACACUGGGUUUAGUAGUUUAUAAUACACAGAAGGUACGAAACACACAUUACAUUGGAUGUAUCUAGUGAACAAAAUGCAGGCCUUAUGCAUAACUAAUUCAUGGCAAUGUGUCCCGUUACAAGUUACAAUGACACUGUCUGCUGGUAGACAAUGGGAUAAGCAUAUUAUAUUGCUACUAAGUUGAACCUCACCAUAUCUUUCCAGACAAAACACACAGGACAAGACAGGCAGAGGAGCUGGAAGCCAGACUCAGUGUAAGUCCACUACAACUAUCAGCUGAUCCAGAGUCAGUGUAAGUCCACUACAACUAUCAGCUGAUCCAGAGUCAGUGUAAGUCCACUACAACUAUCAGCUGAUCCAGAGUCAGUGUAAGUCCACUACAGCUAUCAGCUGAUCCAGAGUCAGUGUAAGUCCACUACAACUAUCAGCUGAUCCAGAGUCAGUGUAAGUCCACUACAACUAUCAGCUGAUCCAGAGUCAGUGUAAGUCCACUACAACUAUCAGCUGAUCCAGAGUCAGUGUAAGUCCACUACAACUAUCAGCUGAUCCAGAGUCAGUGUAAGUCCACUACAACUAUCAGCUGAUCCAGAGUCAGUGUAAGUUCACUACAACUAUCAGCUGAUCCAGAGUCAGUGUACGUCCACUACAACUAUCAGCUGAUCCAGAGUCAGUGUACGCCCACUACAACUAUCAGCUGAUCAAAAACGCAUGGGGUGUAUUCAUUAUACCGAUUCUGUUGCAAAGCUUUUAGUCUGUUAUGAAAUGUUUUGCAACAGAAACCAUUUACUCCAAACAGAAAACGCAAACAAGUUCAUAUUGUACAAGGUCCCUCCCCGUUUCGUUUGCCUCCGUUUGGUUCUUAAACAGUAAACGGUUCCCGUAAUGAAUAGACCCUUGUUCCCCUUGUUUUAAACACCUGUGAUUUGACUGACCCCACCAGGACUCCCCAGGUGACAACUGGCAGAACACCUCUGUUGUCUUCCUCAACUCCGCCUCACAGAAGGUGCACGGUUUCUGACCACGCCCACCAUCCAGUCACCUCUGACCUCUAACCUCCACCCUCCAUUUCUGGCCAUCUUCCUUCAGGGCUGGACACCAUGUUGCUGCCUCUGAAUAUUCCAUCCAUCCUUCCUUUCAUAUAACAAUAUGUUCAGUACCAUUCUGUACUGUGCUGUAUGGUCCUGCCCUUUGGUACAGACCUGCUGAGUACCACUAAUGUUUAUGAUGUUAGUUAUGACUGAUUGUGAUGAAAGCCUGACAUGUUAAAUAAUGUUACGAUAACGUUUACUGAAAUCAGUGUCUAUAUAAAUCUACUGUAACUAUUUGUUUGUUCCAUUUUGUAUUGUAUAUAAAAAAAUUCUAUGAAAAAUGUAAGAAACAAUUACGGGAAAGGGACUAGUUAUGGUUCUCAGUGUACUGGAUGGACAAAUUGAUAUAGAAAGGGCCUUAUAAGACCCCACUUAUUUUUCCUUAGCGAUGCAGCGCUUUAAAUGUUGUACACAUGAAAUUGUGUCAUUCUGAACAUUAUAUUACAUUUUGUGCG
This is a messenger RNA of Coregonus sp. 'balchen', 14439 nucleotides long. The record is from the annotation of a GenBank genome assembly. Lineage: Eukaryota; Metazoa; Chordata; Actinopteri; Salmoniformes; Salmonidae.